Messenger RNA from Acipenser ruthenus (sterlet), 7559 nucleotides. Its product is annotated as receptor-type tyrosine-protein phosphatase O-like. Gene Ontology annotation, molecular function: protein tyrosine phosphatase activity; Wnt-protein binding; cadherin binding. The coding region runs from base 353 to 4027 and encodes 1224 amino acids. The transcript is spliced from 27 exons. Gene Ontology annotation, cellular component: GABA-ergic synapse; plasma membrane; glutamatergic synapse. Gene Ontology annotation, biological process: podocyte differentiation; regulation of glomerular filtration; negative regulation of canonical Wnt signaling pathway. Lineage: Eukaryota; Metazoa; Chordata; Actinopteri; Acipenseriformes; Acipenseridae. The record is from RefSeq and is a predicted model, not a curated record.
GGGGCGUGGAGAGGGAGAGGGAGAGUGGGAUGCAUGUCGGUUUCACCAGGAAUGUGAUACGAUAUGCUUUUUUUCUCCAUUCAUCAGACAAACCCGACUCAGAUGGAGGGAUUACGGUAGACAGAUCAAUCAUUUCUUUUUUGCUGGUGGCCGUUUUUGGAGCCCAAUGACAACACCACCCCUCCGUCUGUGCGAAGCGACGCCUCUAGCCCAUGCAUCGGUGAAAUUGUUCAGACCAUCGGGAAUCUUUUCUUUUUGGGCGCAGGGCAUCUGAUGGUGCCAGUGAUCGGAUGCUGCAGGAGAUUCGCCAUUGUUUCCACCACCAGCCUUGCCGCACUGUCUCAUCACUGAGAUGUGGACAUUUUCAAUGAAUUGCAAACUGGAAAGUACUACUGCCACCCCAAUGGUGCUGUACUACAUCAUAUGUCUCUUUUUAAACGCCCAGAGUGCCACGUCUUUCCUCGUCACAGUGGAAAAUGACAUCAGCCUUGUCAUGGCGCUGGAGCCGUCGGACCUGAGUGGGUCAGCGUACAUCGUGAAGAUCACGGGGGAGUCCAAGAACUACUUCCUGGAGUUCGAGAACACGAACAGCACAGCCCCCCCUCCCCCCCUGGUGUUCAACGCCAGCUACCACGGUCUUUAUUACAUCAUCACUCUCAUGGUGAUGACCGACAACAUGAUGACGAAGCCGGCCCAGUCCAUCACUGUACUAACAAAACCUCUUCCAGUGACCAGCGUGUCGAUACAUGAUUAUAAGCCAUCCCCUGAGAAAGGAGUGAUCUUUGAGAUCAAGUACCCAGAGAAGUUCAAUGUUUUCACAAGAGUAAACAUCAGCUACCUUGAAGACAAGGAGCCACGCUCCAUGCUGUAUAAAGAUUUCUUCAGGGGGAAAACAGUUUUCAAGCACUGGUUGCCUGGGACAUGCUACAGCAACAUUACAUUCCAGCUGGUGUCUGAAGCCACGGUCAAUAGGAGCACCUUGGUCAGAUUCAGUGGGGUUGGACACGAGCCAAAACAGCACAGAACUGUCCCCAACCCGCCCACCAACAUCUCCCAUCAGAUUGUCUACAUCACUGCGGGCACCUUCUCAGGCAGGGCCGAAGCUGGGAGCGGCCAGGGGGAAGAGGAGGCCAACACUCUGCAGCCCUACGACCUGACAGAGCACAUGAACGAAUCCUACAGCUGGGUAGAUUACAACUACAAUGGCUCGGACACCCAGCCCUCGCCCACCCAGCCCUCCUGGCCCUCCGCCGUGCCCCCCACCCUUGGCGACAGCGAGGAGUUUGUGAACCGGCCGGUGGAGGAUUAUGAGGAUGAGAACGAGCUGGGCUCGGCCGUCGAGUCUCCCCCAGCCGCCACCCCAUUCCCCGCUCUGCUGCUGCAGCUCCAGUGGGUGCCGCCACUCCCUCCCACCGCCUACGACGGCUUCAACAUCUACAUCUACAGGGACGGGAGCUCCACUGACGUGGCCAGAGUGGACGAGCACACCCGUGAUUUCUCUGUGGAGCUGAAGGAGCCGGGGACCUACACUGUGUCCAUCACGACAGUCAGCUCGUCGGGGGUGUGCGACACACGAGAAAGCACCAGCGACACCAGCUUCACCUUGUACCUCAGCCCUGAAGGAGAGUGGUUUGAGGCGCUGCAGGAGAGGCCCCAGGAUGUGAGCGUGAUGCUGCUGAGCUCCACCAGCGCCUCCCUGUCCUGGAGCCCAUCCCAGGAGACACACAGUGGCAGUCUGGUCUCGCUGCUCUCCCUCACCUGCCACAAACCCAAACCCAGCCAGAGGAUGGAGAGCCACUACUGCACCCAGGUGAACUCCAGCAGCAGCAGCAUUGGGAACCUGACUCCAGGAGCCCAGUACCGGGUCGUGGUCUAUCACACGAACGGGCCUCUGGUUGGACCUCCUUCAGAACCAGUCAUAUUUGGAAUAGAACCCACUGGGGUCCGGGACCUGGUUCUGUACCCACUGGAGCCCACGGCGCUCAUUCUGAGCUGGAGCCGACCCUACCACGUGACCUUCCGCAAAUACGUGGUGGAAAUGUUCUACUUUAACCCAGCCACGCUGACCCCGGAGUGGAGCACCUAUUACGAGAUCGCUGGCACAGUCUCCCUAACCGCCUCAGUGAGGGUGACCAAUCUACUUCCUGCUUGGUACUAUAACUUCCGUGUUACCAUGGUGACCUGGGGAGAGCCGGAACUCAGCUGCUGUGACAGUUCCACCGUCAGCUUCAUCACAGCCCCCGAAGCCCCGGAGAUUUCCUCGGUCGAAUACUCCAACAGGCUGCUGAAUGUCGGCUGGAAGUACAGCGAAGGAUACACGGACCUGGCCCACUCCAGGAUGCUGCACUGGCUGGUGGUGGCGGAGGGGAGGAAGAGGGUGAAGAAGAGCAUCUCCUCCGAUGUGAGCCGCUUUACACUCCCGGUGUCUCGGAGCGUCAUGAGAGCAGUGCUGAGCUUGCCUCCCGGAGACAUCUACAACCUCACAGUCACGGCCUGCACCGAGCGCAGCAAGAACACGUCCCAGCCGAGAAUCAUCCAACUGGAGCCAGCCCCUCCAAAGUCUUUGUUUGCCGUUAACAAGAGCCAGACCUCGGUCACGUUGCUGUGGGUGGAGGAGGGAGUGGUCGACUUCUACAGGGUCUUCUGCAAGCAAGUGGAGUCAGACGGAGAGCUGAAGCAGGAGCAGCUGAGUGUGAACAAUCACAUGGUGACCAUCGACAGCCUACUCCCCUCCACAGCCUAUAACUGCAGUGUGACCAGCUUCAGCCACAGCACUCCCAGCGAGCCUGCCUACAUCAGGGUCUCCACACUGGUGCCUGAGAUGAACCCCAAUGUGCUGGUGAUCUCUGCGCUGGCCGUCCUCAGCAUCCUGCUCCUGGGCCUGCUCCUGCUCCUCCUCCUGGUGCUCAGGAAGAAACACCUGCAGAUGGGCAGGGAAUGUGGUGCCGGGACGUUUGUUAACUUUGCUUCCUUGGAGAGGGGUGGGAAGCUGCCCUAUAACUGGCGCAGGAGCAUUUUUGCCUUCCUCACCCUCCUGCCGUCAUGCCUCUGGACUGACUAUCUCUUGGCUUUUUAUAUUAAUCCCUGGAGCAAAACUGCUUUGAAGAAGAGGAAGCUAACAAACCCGGUCCAGUUAGACGACUUUGACACCUACAUGAAAGAUAUGAGCAGAGACUCCGGUUACAAGUUCUCCCUGCAGUUUGAGGACCUGAAGCACGUGGGCUUGGAUCUCCCACACGAAGCUGCUGACCUGCCUGUAAACCGAGCCAAGAACCGAUACACCAACAUCCUGCCGUAUGACUUCAGCCGAGUGAAACUGAUUUCAAUGCACAACGACGAAGGCUCUGAUUACAUCAACGCCAAUUACAUUCCCGGGUACCGGUCUCCUCAGGAGUACAUCGCCACCCAGGGGCCCCUGCCCGAGACCAGGAACGACUUCUGGAAGAUGGUGCUUCAGGAGAAGUGUCGCAUGGUGGUCAUGCUGACCCAGUGCAGCGAGCGCCGGAGAGUAAAAUGUGACCAUUACUGGCCCUUCACCGAAGAGCCUGUUGUGUACGGAGACGUCACCGUGAAGAUGACGUCCGAGAAGGAAGUGACGGAGUGGGCCAUUCGCAACUUUAGACUGAGCUACGCGGAUGAGAUUCAGGAUGUCCUGCAUCUGAACUACACCGCCUGGCCGGACCACGGCGUGCCCACCGUCAAUGCAGCCGAGAGCAUCCUGCAGUUUGUCCAGAUUGUCAGGCAGCAGGCUGCCAGGAGGAAAGGACCGGUCCUGGUGCACUGCAGUGCUGGUGUGGGAAGAACGGGGACCUUCAUAGCCUUAGACCGCUUGCUGCAGCACAUACGGGAGCACGAGUAUGUGGACAUUCUGGGGCUGGUGUCAGAGAUGCGAUCCCACAGGCUAUCCAUGGUGCAGACAGAGGAGCAGUAUGUAUUUAUCCACCAGUGUGUGCAGCUGAUGUGGUGGAAGAGGAAACAGAUCCACAGCGCUGGAGAAAUCAUCUACGAGAACACCAGCAAGUCCUAACUGCAGACUGGCACAGUAUAAACAGUCCACUUGCCUCCUUCUCUUGCUUCAGUGCUUGCUUUCUGCCAGGAAAGAUUUUUACUGCCAUCAAUACCAAAAAACCCCCAAAAAACAAAAAAACAAGAAAACAAACUAAAAACAGGACGUUUUGUGUUUGAAAUGGUAGAAGCAUUCGCGAGGAGCUUUGCCUUAAAAUAUCUGUAUUGUCUAUGGAGGGUACUUCAUCUGGGACAUCACUGUACUGCACCAAACGAGGACAGGAGACUGACUGGGGGGGGGAAGACACCGACACCAACACCGGGAACAACUACCAUUGGAUACCGCCUGGCGUUCUGGGAUUGGAGACUUCACAACGCUUUUCUUUUCUGUGGGACGGGACGGGACGGGACGGGGGGGGGGAGAUGGUGCAAUAAGGAGCACUUGACCCGCCCUCAUCAAACCGGGGUAGCGUUUAUAAUAUUGCUGAACAAUGAGUUACUCCAUCGUGGAUACAGUAAACACCAUUAGUUUUUAUCUCAGGAUUAAGUUAAAAAACAAAAGUAGUUUCGAUUUUUGUAAUAGGGUGAUUUGUAGGUUAAAAAAAAAAAAAAGAAAAAAUCUAACACGGUCUCAUGUUGCUCUGAAUUGCAUAAGCUACAGUAGUAUUAGCAUUCACACCUUUAAAAAGGUACGGUACAGUGAAUAUAGCAAACUGAAAGGCACCCUCUACAGCCUUGCUCGUUCUACAGUAUUAAUACCCAUUGUCUGUAACAGGGUCAGUCCUUCUACUGUGUGAUCUCGUUAGCUGGAGUGUGGAGACUGUGGUCACAGACCCUGGGUGAGGGCGCCAGUGUGUGUAACCUUAUUGCACUGUGUGUACCUGUGCUAGUUUUCAGUGGCAUACCUUGCACUGUAUGUGUGUGUGUGCUUGUGUGUACAUUUAAACACAUGUUGACUAUAAUGUGUUUUUCAAAAAUGGUUUGGGUAUGAAAUAAUAAACACCAUCAGAGCAGUAAAUGAAAAUGAAUUUAAAGUUUUUAGUUUAAGAUGUCUGCUGUCUCCGGGCACCGUGUGCAUCGACACGUUGGUACAAAGUGGGUUAGAUAUAAACUUGUUAUUUGGAGUCUUCUGCAUAUUCUCAAAGCUAUUUUAUCUGAAUCUUCGUUAGUGCAGUUUUUUUCUAAAAGGUAAAAUCAAUCGUACAAUUAUAAUGGCUUUUUAAAAGCUCCAAAAACUACUUUUCCUUUAAAGAACUCAACGCUUUAUCAAACUAAGUACUGAAUUAACUUCCACGACCCAAUGGGAGCGAAGGUUAGUGUAAGAGAGGCUUACUGUUACACAAUCAUGUCAGAAAAUACCUGACUUGACAAAAUUUUGAGAUGAACCAGACGACACUGAUGAGCUGUAUGUCUCCUCUCAUUAGGUUCUUACGAUGCAAGUCCUGCAUAAUCCACACAUCCAAGGGAAUGGAAAAUAAUUGGUUCUUCAGAAUACUGUUUAUUGCAGAAUUUCAGCAGGAUCAUGUGGGGGAAAAAAGGCACCAUGACAACUACACAAAUACAAACAUAAAUCAUUCUACAUGGAUUGUUCCCAAAUAUACAAUAACAUUUUCAUUUAAGCAACAGAUUGCACAUUUACUUUUUGGGGAAAAAAAAUAUCCAAAAAUGCAGACAUUUACUAGUUUUCAAACAAUGUAUUUCAUUAUUUUUUUUUUUUUCAGAUCAUAAAUAAAAUUAAAAAAGAAAAAAAAAAUAGGGGAGAGGGGUGCAGGAAUCAAGUUACAUACAAAGUGAUUUUCUAAAGAACACAUUUACAACAGACACCAGAAACUGAAAAAACUAAAAUGUACACUUUGUACACUAAGCUUUGGGUUUUAUUUAACAAAAAAACUCAAAAUGUGCUUGCACUAAGGGGGUACGAAAUCUCUGAGACAAUUACUGUAUGCUUAGUUUCCCCGGGACAAAUCUCACAGAACAAUCCCUCAGCGUUCCAUUCCCUCCGCUAGCUUGCUGUGUUACAAUGGGACUGACCGCGUGCACCACAAGCACAGACUCGGCACAAAACAGCAAUGUGAGAAUCUUGCUCUGGCAGAGGUGGUUUCGCAGCCAUUAAAACACAGACAAAGCGACGAGGUCACCUUGCAGAUGUGUCGCAGUAAAACCUGAGCAUUGUGGGCAUUGAGAGUGGGACAGCCCAAGGUGUGCUGGAGGUGCCAAGAGGGUACACCUGGCUGCAGGAAUGCGCAGAGGCCGCUGUGCUCCAGCAGGAAUGCUCAAAGGGGAAAGUUCACUUCGUAGCAUAGCAGACAAUCAAGACGCUCAAAAGAUCACAUCUUAGUUUGUGAAACCAUUAAAAUCCAGACAGCACCACUGUUUCAAUAUCUCUAAUCUACACUGCCUUGAGCUUUGGUCAAAAAUAAUUCCAUUUGUGUCCAACACCCCCACAAACGACCUGUUUCAAGCGAUUAAUAACCUGGUUUAUUGCCCAAAACACAUGUGUUAAAAAAACCUCCCUUUCUGUUCAAACGUUAGCUAGGAUAAAGGAUGACCUACUGAGGGUUAUACUGGCCCGAUCCAUUGACUUAGUCCUUUGUCCUGGGAAGGUGGAAGUUAUGGAUCAUCAUUAAUGCCUUCCCUUCUCCUAUCCUCUCUCCAUAACACACACCGACUGUCCUAAGAAGAAACUGACAGAUUUCAGGGAUGCAAUAAGACUCCCAUUGCAUAGCAGUUUGAUCCAUAUCUGGUUUUACUGCAAGUUUAAUAAGACACACCUGAGCUGCUUACCUAUACACUGGUGCUAAUCAAGCACAUAUUAAAACCUGGAAUUGGUGACACUGCUGGAAAUAAAUCUCAUAUUGCACAUCGCUGCACACUGAAAUAAAAUCUUCUCAUCUAAAUCCAGCAGUAUCGAGUGUUUAACAGUUACAGAUGAUGGAAGAUUCAUUCAACGCAAUACAGAGCCACUUUGUGACACGGGUAAAUCAAACUGCCAGACACAGGAGGACUUCUCAUGAACUGUGUUUGCAAAACAAGUGUCACAAACUUGUGAUCACAUUCAAAAAGCCCUGAUGUUAAUACAGAAAUGAGGUGCCUUGAUUGAAUUUGACUAUGGAACAGGGGAACAACACGGGGACUGUAUUAUUUGAAGCUGUUUUAAUUUGCCAGGAAGGAUAGACAGCAUGCAAUGCAGUGAAAAUGAUGAAGAGGCCCUGAUCAGUGCAGCACACAGACCACAUUCUUAGAGGCUUCAUGCACAACCAUUCUGUAACGUGUCCAAGCCAAGGGGGUCGCACUUCAUAUUUCGAACGUAAAAAAGUAAUUUGUAUACCGAAGACUCCAUAUCUAGAACCUCAUUAACGUUUGCUUAAAUAACAUUUUUUUGGCAUUCCUCAGAAUCAAUGUAAAGCACAAAAAAGGAUAUACUUGUCUAAUGAACCAAAUGUAAAUAAUAAACAAUAAUAUUAAUAAUAAUCUUAGACAAUCAAUAAAUCAUGUCAUUUUCAAAAUGCUUUACUGCAAUAACUUUUUUUAAUGUGUGCUUCUAUUUCGGUUAC